UCCGCCUGUUGGCCUCCAUGUAUCUCUAUAUAGACGUAUAAACAUAUACACACAGAAUACAAAAUCGCCACUGUAAAACCCUAGCUGUUCUUCAAUCUUCUCAAUGCAGAAUUUUAAUCAACCCCAUCUUAAUUUCAAGGGUAAUUCUUGAUUGGUUCCUCAUUAGUGAUUAGAUUUUGGCAAUUGAAGUGUGGUAGUUGGUAAAAAGGUUGGAAAUUUAACUUAUUCGAGAAUGGACACUGAAUCUCUAGUUGAGUCCCAAUUGUCAAAAGAUGUGGAUGUUAAUAGCACUUGUACUGAAUCGAAAGAUUUGCGUAGUGAUAAUUUGAACCAAAGUAAUGUCGGUGCUCAAUCGGAUUGUGUGCAAGCAAUGAGUGGUGGUAUGAGCAAUAAUAAGUUGGUUGAGACAAAUGGGCAAGCUAGUUCGGGUUCUAAACGAGCUCGAGUUAGUGAUGAUCUGCAGGCGGCGGUGCAUGUAAGAUUUGAGUGUUUGUCGAGAGAGAGCAAGAAAAAGCUUGAGGAGCUUUUAAGUGAAUGGUCAAAGUGGCAUGCCGCGCAUUGCGUUUCAUCUAAGGAUUCAUAUGAUGCUCUGGAAUCUGGUGGGGAAACAUACUAUCCUGCUUUACAAUGCGGAACAGAAAAUACAUCUGUGUCCUUCUUGAUGGAAACACAAGCAAUGAAAAAGCAGAAGAUUGAUUGUCUUUCAUUGAAAUGUGAUUCUGUUCCUCUUUAUGAUCGAGAAUAUGACUUUGCUUUGAAGUUGACUAAUGGAUCUAAUGAGGAGGAUAGGGUCUUAAGUCCUCUAAAUGCUUCUCGUUGCUUUAAUUGUGGCACCUACGGCCAUUCACUUAAGGAGUGUCCUAAACCUAGAGAUAGCCUUGCUGUUAGUAAUGCAAGGAAAGAGCACCAGUUGAAAAAGAACCAGAAUGGUGGGAGUGGGACUCAUGUAUUAACUCGGUAUUAUCAAAAUACCCCUCGUGGAAAGUAUGAUGGAUUGAAGCCUGGUGCUCUUGAUGCUGAGACAAGAAAACUACUUUGUCUUGCGGAACUUGAUCCACCUCCAUGGCUCAAUAGAAUGCGUGAACUGGGAUACCCGCCCGGAUAUCUAGAUGUUGAAGAUAGCGACCAGCCCUCUGGAAUUACAAUAUUCGAUGAUGAUGAAUCUUGUCAACAAAAGGAGAUAACUGAAGAAGUGGUUGUUGUAGAACCAGGGAGAACAAGGAGUGUCAGUUUUCCGGGAAUUAAUGCACCAAUACCAGAAAAUGCAGACCAGAGCCGGUGGGCAGCUUCACCGUUGCCCCAAAACAUUAAUCCUUCAGGUUACCAUUCCAAUCAGUGGUCCAACAUCUCCUCUGAGUUACCGUAUAGAGGGAACUCCUAUUUUGAGAGACAGCAGUCAGACAAUAGAAAUGGCUUCUUCUCAGGCUAUGCACAAGAACUUGACUCUUUAUUGUCUAGUUAUUCUGGUUACUCUCAUUACAAAGAACCUGAUUGUGCUGCUAGCAGUGGUUCUACUUUAAGGGACGGAUAUUCUAGACUAAGCGGCCAACAUACUCCUGGUUUAUCCCCUAGCUACGGAAAUUAUGUUUCCAGUCACAGUAGUGGGUCAAAUUUAACGGAUGAGUUUCUUGGAGCCCAUAGGGGUCAUCAAUUUGAUGUUAGGCCUGAUCAUUUGCCAAGUGCCAGUAAUCACAGUCCUUUCAAUAUUUCCCCUAAUCAGUUUUCAUAUUCGCGCCCAUUUUAGGAAGGUUGCAGGUCUUCUAAUUCUAAUCUAGGUGCAAGGCUUAAGUGCUCAAUAUGUAUCCCGUUAAUUCCUAAUAUAUUGGCUUUUGACUUUCUCGAUUUGCUCAUUCCAUCAGCUAAAACUUGUAAAAGUUAUUGAGCCAACUUUGUUUUGUGUACAUUGCAUGAUACAUCAAGUUAGUAAAACAUUUUGAGAUUAUCUAUAUGCCAGUUUUCCUUUUCGUUCAUGCGUUA
Molecule: messenger RNA, 1977 nt
Organism: Daucus carota subsp. sativus
Lineage: Eukaryota; Viridiplantae; Streptophyta; Magnoliopsida; Apiales; Apiaceae
Exons: 8
Coding region: 233-1744 (503 amino acids)
Cellular component (GO): catalytic step 2 spliceosome
Molecular function (GO): RNA binding; zinc ion binding
Source: RefSeq, a predicted model, not a curated record